CGUAUUACUGUUAUAAUAAAAUCUACAUAUACAUUUUUUAUUUAUAGUUUGAACUAUACGCGUCAUAUAUUUUAUAUAAUUUUUAUUUACAUUUAUAUAUACAACCAUAGACUUGCUUAGUAUUUGAAAUUAUGCGUAUUAUAGUAAACAUACUUUUGGCCGCCACCCUCAUUGCAGCACCAGCCCAUGCACACAUUCAAAUGAUUAGUCCCUGUCCGCGUUACAACGCUAAUGGAAAAAACUGUCCAGCAUUACCCGCAGGCCAAAUAAUAGACUACUCUAUGACAUCCCCCUUAGGCGAAACCCAACCUCUAUGCAAAUACACCGUUCCGUUUGCAACUCCUUCAGCUACCUGGACUGCAGGCCAGUUGGUCAAAAUAUCAUUUCAGCCCGGAGGUGCCGCUCAUAGCGGCGGGCAUUGUCAGUUUUCCAUGUCCUACGAUGGUGGCAAGACAUUUGUUGUGAUUCAUGAAGAGUUAAAGUACUGCUUUGUUGGGAGUGCCUCGUCUGGUAACAGUAUGUUGAUUAGUAGUUAUGAUAUUAAGCUGCCUUCAGACCUGCCGGCCUCGGAUAAGGCAGUGUUUGCUUGGACUUGGGUUAAUGCGUCGGGUAACCGUGAAUUUUACAUGAACUGCGCCGACGUGGCUAUCAAGAGCAGCUCAACAUCGUUUACUGGAAAGGAAAUGACUAUUGUGAAUCAUAAAGGGUACAAGACUAUUCCUGAAUUUGGUGGAAGCUACGACACGGGGCUUGAUAUCUAUAACAAGGCCAAGCAAAUUACAGUCACCAGCAGUGGUGUCUCCAAGGGAGCUUCAAAUAUCAACAAUGACCCAGAAAACAGCUCGAUUGUUUCAAGUGCUUUUAGCAGCACCCAACCAACUAGCAGCACUGAAGCAGUUAGCAGUAGCAGUAUUAUUAUUUCAGCCGAUCGGAUUGUUAACCUUGUUGCUGCCAAGGCAGUCAGCAGCUCGGGUUCACUCGCAUCAGAAACCCUAACCACCAGAAGAAGGCCCUGCAAGGGUAAAAAUGCUUUACCUUCAGCCUCACCAUCCGCUUCACCUUCAGCUUCACCUUCAGAUAAGGUGUUUGUUUUAGAAAACGUGGUUAUUCCGGCUAAUGAAUUGGCGCAGUGCUCUUUGGGUGAGUUUAGGUGCGGAAGUGACACGGCAAGUUUUGACACUUGUGAUAACUCCGGAUGGGUUUCGCGCCCUUGUGCGCCUGGAACCGUGUGCCGGAUUUCAGCGGACAGUUCUAGUCCUUGCCAGCUGGCCUGA
Molecule: messenger RNA, 1274 nt
Organism: Kickxella alabastrina
Lineage: Eukaryota; Fungi; Kickxellomycota; Kickxellomycetes; Kickxellales; Kickxellaceae
Exons: 1
Coding region: 132-1274 (380 amino acids)
Source: RefSeq, a predicted model, not a curated record